AUGCUUGUCAGGAACUAAUGUUGUUUAUGCUUCAGAAAUAAUUACUAAUUUAUAAAAUCUUUUUUUUCUUGGUAAUUCUAGCAUCGCUUCUUUUCGUUCUGCAUCUGAUUACCCAUGUAAAUUCGUGUAUCUUAUCUUACCAUUCCAAAGGUCCCUGAAACUCUGCCUGAAGAGGUGCUCGGCAAGAUGGGCGCGCCACCGAAGACCGACGCACCGAUCAUCACGCCGCAGGAGCUCGCGGAGGCCGAUGGGAUCCUCUUCGGGUUCCCCACGAGGUUCGGCAUGAUGGCCGCGCAGAUGAAGGCGUUCUUCGACGCCACCGGCGGGCUGUGGCGGGAAAAGAGCCUGGCCGGCAAGCCCGCGGGCAUCUUCUUCAGCACCGGCACCCAGGGCGGCGGGCAGGAGACCACGCCGCUGACGGCGGUGACGCAGCUGACGCACCACGGGAUGGUGUUCGUGCCGGUGGGGUACACGUUCGGCGCCAAGAUGUUCGACAUGGAGAGCGUGCACGGCGGCAGCCCGUACGGCGCGGGCACGUUCGCCGGGGACAGGUCGCGGUGGCCGACGGAGGUGGACCUGGAGCACGCCUUCCACCAGGGCAAGUACUUCGCCGGCGUCGCCAAGAGGCUCAAGGGCGGCUCCGCCUGAUGAUCCGGCGAUCGCCGUGCCAACGUGCUAUGCACGUACGUUGUGUACGUACACUUGUGAUUGUGAAGACGUGCAUGGUACACCGGUGCAUCUACAGCU
Molecule: messenger RNA, 747 nt
Organism: Phragmites australis (common reed)
Lineage: Eukaryota; Viridiplantae; Streptophyta; Magnoliopsida; Poales; Poaceae
Product: probable NAD(P)H dehydrogenase (quinone) FQR1-like 1
Exons: 2
Coding region: 187-648 (153 amino acids)
Molecular function (GO): FMN binding; NAD(P)H dehydrogenase (quinone) activity
Source: RefSeq, a predicted model, not a curated record